CAUGUUUUCAAAGUCUUGCGCAGUAUUUGCCCUCGAGCAGAUUCUCAUCAUCACUUCUUUUAGUGCCUGUUCACAACACUUCAUUGUUUAGUCCGAAGUGCAGUUUGGGAAAAUCUGAUGUGCUCUUGCACCUAUUUGUGGGCCCGCUAAAAAUAGGCUCUUGCUGGCAACACAUGCACGCCUAUGAUAGGAAGGUCCAGACCAGAAGUUUUCUUCGCAGACACAAGCUCCGAAGAAACUCCGACAACAUUACAAAGGGGUGGUUAAAGAUUAGUGGAUUUUGCAUUUUUGGUGAAUUACCUCAAGGCACAAUGACGUCCAGGAGGCCGAUGACUCGCUCUUUUUCUGCCAAUGGGCGAAGCGGCAGCUUUGGCGAAGAGGAGAGCAGCUCUUCAAACGGCCGCGCCGAAAGCCGCAAUCAUUAUCUCUCGAAUGUUAGGCCGGAAAACAGCUAUUCAAGGUAUUCUCACUACAGGCCAACGAGGAGUACGCUGUGCACUGUUAUGGCUCAGCUUACCGAGGACGUGCAACCGUGCUUUGAGAGCACCUUAAAGUCCAAGGCUGUAUCGGAGAACUGUAACGUCAAGUUCACUUGUGUUGUAUCAGGUUAUCCAGCUCCGGAACUGAAAUGGUAUAAGGAUGAUAUGGAAAUGGACCGUUAUUGCGGACUGCCAAAAUAUGAGAUCCACAAAAAUGGGAAAACGCACACCCUGCAUAUUUACAAUUGCACAUUGGAUGACGCGGCUAUCUAUCAGGUGUCGGCGAGCAAUAGCAAAGGUAUCGUCUCCUGCUCGGGGGUAUUGGAAGUGGGCACCAUGAGCGAGUUUAAGAUCCACCAGAGAUUCUUCGGCAAGCUGAAGCUAAAAGCCGAGAAGAAACGUAAAGACUUGGAAGAACAGAACAAGAAGGGGGUCAGAGACAAUAUUCCCACAGAAGGACCACGCGUUAGUCCCGAGGCACCUCCGAGGAAACGUCCAGUUCCGCCAGCAGAACCGAGCCAGGCGGUUAAUGAGCUUGCAUUUGUGGCGCAGCUGCGCUCUGCUGCCAAUGACGUCAAAGAAAUAGCCUCUGCAAUACCUUUGGACAAAAGUCUGGAGAAGGACAUACCGGCCCCUGAGGAACUCGUGGCCAAAAAGAAACUAAAGAUUACCAACGGCGUCGACGGCGGCGUUAACACCGCCGCAAACGGCAGCAACAGCAGCAGAGGCCUUACGAUAACAAAUGGAGGUGUAAACUGCUAUGACGGUGGAAUCAGUCUGGCGCAGUUUUUAUCCGAAACUCACAGACAAACACCCGAAGAGAGCGACAACCCAUCUCAACUGGAAAAUCCACAGGACGUAGGUAUCGAAAAUGCCAGUGUAGAGAACGAAGGAAGACUUGAGAAGGAAGAGAAAGAGCAAGAUUUCGUCUCGGAAAGGGAGAAAGAAGCGUCGCAUCCGACAGAGCACCCGAAACAUCACAGAAAGACUCCGAAGGAUCACGAGCAUCAUAACGUUCAGUCAUCCUUCUCCUCCAUGUUGCACACGGUCAAAGAUUUCCUCUUUGGGAAGGGGAAGAAGGAUUCUCAUGAAAACAUUGAAAACAAAGAGAAGGAACAUGACCACCUUCCUAAGUCCGUCCAGCCUAAAUCGACACAAUCACAAACACCGCCGUCGUAUCGACUAUCCAAGAAGCAUCGGGCGGAGGUGGACAAAGCUCACACGGACCAAGUUGUACCGAUGGAAACCGAUAAGCCAAAAGAGCCUUCAAAAUCUGUGGAUGUAAACCAAUCGUCAAAUCAACUCUCCAAGGCACAAGAAAAUAAAGUUGAAGCUGGAAUGUCAACAACGAUUGCCCUCGGGAGCCCAAAAGAGCCUAGUGGACAAAGUAAUCAGGAGGCUGCGGUUCUGGUGGAGAACACGGAGGUAUCGGCAGGUGAAAAGAUCAGCAGUCCAGGCCAACAAACACCAUUGUCCGCUCUUCAAGUUCUUACAGAGGCUGAAGACAAAUCUCUAGAUACCUCGGUAACUUUACCACAACCUUGUCACCCUGCAUCUUCAACAAAAGACGAUAAGCCUCGUUUCCCACACAGCCAAAGUUUCCUUCCGUCGUCCAACUUCGAUAACCAAGCUCCGCCUUCCGGAGUUAUCUCAGCGACAGUCACGAGUCACCUUUGUGUGAUCCCCACUGAGGCUUUGCUACGGGGGGAGAUAAGCGUUGAAAAGACGGCUAAAGACAAUCAACCUGACAAAGAGGUGAACAAAAAGAAAUUAAGCGUGGAAAAUAAAGUGACAUUCAAAGAUCCACCUCAUCAAAAUAGAAACAAACCCGAGUUGGCUGGAUUAACACCGACUUUGCUGGAAAAGGGUAAAGCCGACAAAGAGGUCAACGACCCUCCCGAGAAAUUAUGUGUGAAAACAGAAGAAGAAUUCAAGGAGCUACCCCGACCCAAUAUCAACAAAACCAAGGUGGCUGUAUUAACGCCGCCCGACAAAGAUGCAAACUACCCUACCAAGAAAUUCUGUGUAGGAACUGAAGAGAAAUUCAAGGAAGAACCUCGUGCGGAUAUAAAACCCAAAGUGGCUGUAAUUACUCAGCCUUCACCAAAGGUGGGUAGAUCUGACAAAGACGUAAACUGUCUUACCAAGAAAUUAUCUGUGGGCACUGAAGAGAAAUACAAGGAAGAACCACAUCCUGAUACAAACAAACCCAAGGUGGCUGUAAUAACUCAACCGACACAGAAAGUGAGCAAACCUCACAAAGAAAUAAACAACUCUCCCAAUACUGAUCAAAAACUAACACAUCUACCCCGUCCUGAUAUACUAACUUUGCUGGAAGAGACGGUGAAAAUCAAAGCACCCAAUCUUAUCUCUGAUAUGGAAUCAAGCGGUUCACAGAGCCAUUUCUCAAAACAGGACACCAAAAGUGUUUCGCUGACUCAGGAAAUGAAUGUUGAAUUUCUGUCUGCUGCAUCCCCCAAGGUGGUUGACCUAAAAAUGUGGUCUGAAUGCACACCUGCUUUCGCAGAAGAAAACCCCAACCAGAGAGUGCUACAGAGUGUUAGAAGCCGGGAGUUUGAAGGUGCGAGAAAGGAAGGGGUCACCGAGGCUCGACUUACAGAUAGAAAAGAAAAUCGGAGCAAUCUUAAAGACCAAGUGCCGCCUAUUGAAACUAACAACAAGGUUUCAGAAAUAGAAAAAAAAACACUAGCGGUAGUCAAUGAGCCAAACAAGGAGUCAGUUGCAGACAAGAAAGACAAUGAGGAAGCUAAAUUAAGUCUUUUGGAAGAAAAUUCAAACAUGGUGCCUAAAGACCGUACUGUAAAACAGCAAAGUCUGUUAGACCCACUCAGGUCAGAUGUCAAAGAACCGAGAAACACAACAGAACACAUUGCUGUCCCAAGAGUUGAAAUAACAGAGCCUCAAGCCAAGCACUUUACUCUACCGCUAACUAUGCUAGCACUCAAAAAGCUAGAAUCAGAGCCAAGUAUUUUAGAAAAACAUUUAAAACCGCAACCUAUCGGCCGGGAAAUGAUUGAUUCUUCUGGUUUGUUAACAAAUCAGAAACUUCUGGAUCAUAAGCCAUCAGCCUCGGAUGUUGCGACGGAUCUCGAGCAGUUAGACAGCAAGACGGAAAUAAUUGCGGCUAGUAUGAAAGGUAGUCAGCUGGUCAACUCCGCAACUAUUCCCCGAAUAAAUAUUUCAUGCAGCGAUGACAAGGAAGAUCAUAAAUUGCAAAAGACGCAUAUUCCAGAUUCUCCACAGCCUUUAGAAAUGUCCAAUGUGCCUUUGUUUGUGGUACCGCCAAUAUCUGUCACUUGUCACGAGAAUGAGAGUGAACUGAGGAAGCCCAUUGCCAGUGAGUGGAGAGAAACUGAAACUUUGGUGGUCACACAGGCUGUAAAACAGCUUGGCACCACCACAGAACUGUGUGAAGAAACGUCAGAUCAAAGGUUAACAGAGAACUUGUCUUCUUUGCCAAAUGAAACUGCACAACCCAAGAGGAAUGAUAGCAACCAUCCGUUAAGUAGAACCACAGAGGACAAUAGUUCCUUUGAAAUCCUGAAGGCCAAACCUUUAAAACAGGCUAAAAUUGACACUUCUGUAACCAUUGAGGACUUCCUCAGAACUAAAGCCCCUGUUGAGAGACUCACACACAAACCCCCGACUCACCCAUCCCUCAGUCCCGGCAGUAUCCGUAAAUAUAUGUCCAAAGUCGCCGCAGAGCUCGAGAAUGAUGCCGGGAUUACGGUCCCCGUCAUCACAGUGGACGACCGUCAGAGCGAUAAGGCGGAUGAAGACACGAGCGGCGGCUCGACCCCGACGUCCUUAACGCCCACAUCGUCGCUGUCCUGCGAAAGCAGCCCGAGAUUGAAACGAAGGGACAGUCUUUCGCUUAUACGCUCCGCCACGCCCGAGGAGUUGGCCUCGGGAGCCCGCCGUAAAAUCUUCAUCCCGAAACCUAAAGAGGAUGCGGAUGCAGGUGUUGUUGCUCUUGAAGGUCAAAAGAAGGACACCCCCUACUUGUCACCCAGCCAGGCUCGCAGAGCAGCUUUGCUUCAAGCUCCCGUAGGACAAAACACCCCUCCAAUGGAGAGGCGCUCACCGCUAAUGAAUCGCAGGAAGGUCACGUUGGAGGUACCCAAAGUGGUGGAGGAUCCGCCCAAACAGGAGACGACCAAAGCUGCUAAAGAGGAGAAGGUUGCUGAAAAGAAGUUGGACCCGCUGAAAGCUCCGCAGGUCAUCCGUAAGAUCCGAGGGGAGCCUUUCCCCGAUGCCUCCGGACAUCUUAAGUUGUGGUGCCAGUUUUUCAAUGUUCUCUCCGACUCCACUAUUAAAUGGUUCAGGGACGAAGAGGAAAUACUGGAGGUCAACAGAAGUGCAGGGGAUGAAAGUCAAGUGGCGCUUGCUAUCGUUCUGGCCGCAAGCCAAGACUGCGGCGUGUACGGCUGCACCAUCCAGAACGAGUACGGCACGGACACCACGGAUUUCCUCCUCAGCGUAGAUAUUAUGUCUGAUAUCCUUCUCAGAGAUGAUUUGGAAGUUGGAGAGGAGAUCGAGAUGACACCACUGGUGUUCACCAAAGGCCUGGCUAAUUCCGGCAACUGGGGCGACAAGUACUUUGGCCGCAUCGUGACCGAGAUGGCGAACCUCGGCGAGGGUUGCGGCCAUAAAGCCAGCAGAGUGAAAGUCAUCUACGGUCUAAAUCCCGUCUAUGAGUCCGGGAGCACAUGUAUCAUCAAGGUUCCUAACCCAAUCGCCUACGGGAGCAAGCAGGAUAACAACCUCAUUGAAAGAAAUCUCGAAAUGACCAAGCAAGAAUGCAAAAUUCAGAACAUGAUCCGAGAAUAUUGUAAGAUAUUUGCAGCUGAAGCUAGAAUCAUCGAAAACUUUGGCCCUUCACUAGAAGUCCUCCCUCAAUACCUGAUGUAUCGACCCGCCAACUCUGUACCGUACGCCACGGUGGAAGUUGACCUGGGGGAGAUCUUCCUCAAGUACUGUGUGAUGGAUGCUAAAGGUUGCCUGGUUACGCAAAGUGCUUCUGAGAUGGAACAGAAAUGCAACACCUUCCAGCACUGGAUUCAUCAGUGGACCCAUGGCAAUUUACUCAUCACCCGCAUGGAAGGAGUUGAAACAAAGAUUACAAAUAUUAGAGUGGCGACCAAGACAAAAGGCUACCAAGGCCUGACGGACCGAAGCUCUUCAGAAAUUUUAGAACAGUUCCCAACGGUCCACCAGUGCAACUACUACUGCGGACUUCUCGGCCUGCCCCCGCUCAAGACUCAGGAGCAGCAACAGAGCACCAAGGUGAAGGUCUCCAGGAGCCCUUUGCUUAACCGCAAGUUGUCAACAGGUUCCGGCAGCCCGCAGCCGCACCGUAAAGGACACAGCCCUCAAAUGGUCAGGAAGGCCAACGUAAGCCCAAAGGUGACCCGGAAAGUCCAGGAGACUGAGGACAACGAGUCGGACGGCAAACUCAAGCCUGCGGAAACUACUGACGCUCUUGAAAUGAGCUCGAUGCCACGCAAACAUACAUUGGCAGCUGUAACCUAAAAGCUGCCAAUUCAGCAUGAUGCUGUUAUCUGAAGCCGACCCAUGGACGCGUUGGGCAAAGUAGGUAAACGAGCACACUCGGGUUUUCGCUCUCUAUGCAAAGUACAACCUAUUUGGAUUGUUUUUAUUUUUUUUUAAAGCUGGGAGUAUGCAGGCUUCAACAGUGACAUUUGAUAUUUUUCACUUUAGUUCAUAAUUUAAAAUUCCAAGCAGAAUUAGCAUGGAUUCAUCAGGAAUUUGGUUCUUGGUUAAUGGUCACUGCAAGUCAGCAGCUGGCUUAAAAAAAUGAUUUCACUUUUUCACUUGCAUGGGAAGAAAACCACAGCAGCGGAUAGUUCCUGUAUUUCAGUCUUUGCUGACUAAAGGACAAAAAGUUGGAAUUGGCCCAAAUGGGUCCGAGCAAUGUACGUUUAUUGUCAUGUCAAACAAAUAUAUUUUGUAUUUUUAAUAAAAAUCUAAAACAUU
Messenger RNA from Syngnathus typhle (broad-nosed pipefish), 6497 nucleotides. It is a transcript of the gene alpk3a, whose product is annotated as alpha-kinase 3a. Gene Ontology annotation, biological process: cardiac muscle cell development; protein phosphorylation. The record is from RefSeq and is a predicted model, not a curated record. Lineage: Eukaryota; Metazoa; Chordata; Actinopteri; Syngnathiformes; Syngnathidae. Gene Ontology annotation, cellular component: nucleus. The transcript has 16 exons. Bases 174 to 6032 code for a protein of 1952 amino acids. Gene Ontology annotation, molecular function: ATP binding; protein serine/threonine kinase activity.